GUUGGGUGUUUGAAGGGUAUAAAGGCUUCUGACGCGAACAGACUGAAAUAAACCGCAGAAGAAGACACACAAAGUGGGUUACAGAGAGAGGGAAGGACCAGAAGAAGAUGGACAUCCAGACGGGUCAGUUGGUGCGUCCUGUCAGCGCCAUGGAGAGUCUGGAGAAGCAGCUCAGUUGUCCGAUCUGCCUCGACAUGUUCACCAAGCCGGUGGUGAUCCUCCCCUGUCAACACAACCUGUGCCGCGGCUGCGCCAACGACCUCUACGAGUCCAGGAACCCCUACCACUUCUCCGGGGGAACCUUCCGCUGCCCCACCUGCCGCUUCGAGGUGGUCCUGGACCGGCACGGCGUGUACGGGCUACAGAGGAACCUGCUGGUGGAGAACAUCAUUGACAUCUACAAGCAGCAGCAGGAGAGUCAGGGGACUGACAGCGAAGACCCUCCUCUGAAGGAUAAAGACACCAAGGAGCCAAAGUGUAAAGAACAUGAGGACGAACGCAUCAACAUCUACUGCGUCAGCUGUCAGACACCCACUUGCUCCAUGUGCAAGGUGUUUGGGCAGCACAAGGACUGCCAGGUGUCCCCGCUGCACACCAUCUACCAGAGCCAGAAGAACGAGCUGCGCUCGGCCAUGGAGCUGCUCGCUGCUGGAAACAGCUGCGUCCAGGUCGUCAUGGCACAGAUGGAGGACACGUGUAAGCUGAUCCAGGAGAACGGAGAACAGAAGAAGAGGCGGCUGGGCGAGAGCUUCGACCUGCUCUACGCCAUUCUGGAGGAGCGUAAAGGCCAGCUACUGGAGCAGAUCAGCAGGGUGGAGCAGGAGAAAGUGUCCACACUCAGAAAGCUGGCAGAAGAGUACAAGCAGCAGCUGCAGCUCAGCAACCAGCUGCAGGAAAAACUGUCACACAACCUGCAGUUCUGCAGUGCCGCAGAGUUCCUGCUCACCGCCAAGCAGCUGCAGGAGGAGGCCCAGCAGGCCGCCCGGGCCGCCUGGCUUGAGAGACUCGAGCCAGGCUACGAGAACAUGGAGCACCUGAGCCUGGACACCCAGGAGGUCGAGGCCCUGCUCGCCCGCAUGGAUUUCAGACAAGGGUACGACGACGGAGACCAGGAUUCCGAAACAAAGUGACAGCAGUAAGACAAGAUGUCAGAAGAAGAAGCUACUGCUGCCUCAGGAACUUCAGGGACAGGAAACGGAGAUGUGCAAUCCUUUCAUUUUUUUUUUACUCGUACAAAAUGAAACAUUUUGUACUUGACUUUUUAUACCUUUCUAUGUAUGAAUGUUUUUCUCACUCAUUCUUCACGUCUGGACAAAGUCUAGUCAAGAAGAGUCUAUUUAUUGUGUUCGGGAUGUUUUGUCACUUUGAAAAACUGAAAACUUGAACUGCAAACUCUCCACUUGAUUUCAGACUCUGCUGUAACUCUUGGGAGUGUGAAUAAAGUUUUGAUUGUUAA
Molecule: messenger RNA, 1456 nt
Organism: Scatophagus argus
Lineage: Eukaryota; Metazoa; Chordata; Actinopteri; Scatophagidae
Product: E3 ubiquitin-protein ligase TRIM63-like
Exons: 1
Coding region: 108-1130 (340 amino acids)
Molecular function (GO): zinc ion binding
Source: RefSeq, a predicted model, not a curated record